Acanthamoeba castellanii str. Neff is the source of this 504-nucleotide messenger RNA. RefSeq lists its product as uncharacterized. Lineage: Eukaryota; Discosea; Longamoebia; Acanthamoebidae. Bases 1 to 504 code for a protein of 167 amino acids. The transcript is spliced from 3 exons. The record is from RefSeq and is a predicted model, not a curated record.
AUGGGGCGCUGUGGAGCCUCCUCCCUCCGACAACCUGAGCCCACUGUGCGCAUCCUGGCACGAAGGGACGCACCAUCAGCCGCGGGCGGGUCCUCCUCUGGCGCACCCUCGCCACCCCAGAUACUGCAGCGCGCCGGUGGAGAUGCGGCAUCGUCGUCAUCGAUGCCGGCGCCACCACAGCUCGGCGGUCCGAAGACCAUCGAGCUCCAGAAGCCGCAGAAGAGCCUCGAGGAGCGCGAGCGCGAGUACGCGCUGGCGCGACAGAAGAUCUUCAACGACAACAAACAGGCGGCGGCCGAGCGCGAAGACAAGGAGCGGAGGGAGCGGGACAACACCACCAGGAACCACCACCAGCCUCAACACAACAGCGGCUCCUCCCGAGCUCGACCAUCUGGCGGUCGAGGGGUCGACGAUCCUUACGGUGGCGGCGGCCGUGGCGGCGGGCGAGGGGCUGGACGAAGCGGCAACCGAGGUGGCCGAGCCCGAGAGAACAACAACUACUGA